AUGUCUUACGAGAUCGCGUAUUCGAUCGCAGACGACGGCCCGCAGCCAGUCUCGCGCACUUAUCAAUACCGCAAAGUGAUGAAGCCUAUGCUUGAGCGCAAAAGACGUGCUCGCAUCAAUCGCUGCCUUGACGAACUCAAAGAGUUGAUGGUCAGCGCUCUUCAAUCUGAAGGAGAAAAUGUUGCAAAAUUGGAGAAAGCCGAUAUUUUGGAAUUGACUGUUCGCCAUCUUCACAAGCUCCGUCGCCAGCGUCGCUUGUCGCUCAACCCGACAGUGGAUGCUGACCGUUUCCGUGCUGGAUUUACACAUGCUGCUAACGAAGUAUCCCGCUGCUUAGCGUCCAUUCCAGGAGUGGAUGUGAGGCUAGGAACUCAGUUGAUGACACAUUUGGGACACCGCCUCAACGACAUGCAGCGAGCAGCUGCGUCUGCUGACACUCCACCGGCCAGCCCGCCAAGCCCUGCUCUGUCUACUGCUUCCUCCACCUCAGGAUAUGUGACUCCAUCUCCACCAGCGUCACCCGUUCACAUGCACACAGCAACUCCUUUGGACUGCACCACCAACACCUUCACCAAGAGUCCUGCAGUGUGGCGGCCGUGGUAA
Molecule: messenger RNA, 603 nt
Organism: Arctia plantaginis
Lineage: Eukaryota; Metazoa; Arthropoda; Insecta; Lepidoptera; Erebidae
Source: the annotation of a GenBank genome assembly